Molecule: messenger RNA, 1004 nt
Organism: Paramecium pentaurelia
Lineage: Eukaryota; Ciliophora; Oligohymenophorea; Peniculida; Parameciidae
Source: the annotation of a GenBank genome assembly
AUGGGUAAUGUUUGUAAGACAAUACAUAGAACUCAAGUUUUGGAAACAGGUGGUUUUGAAUUUGAAUAGCCUAUUGAAACUAAACCUUAUGAAAUUAAAAGUAAUCUACCAGAAGUACAAGAAAUGUGUGCAACUAAAAUCUAGGCUUUGUAUCGAGGUCAUUCAGUAAGAAAAUAAGUAAAAAGUCUAUGAUUACACUACAGAAAAAAUAAGUUGAAGAAUCUUAUCCUCCUUUCAAAGAUAUCGCUAUUCCAAUAGAGUAAGUUCCAGAGAUCUUCCAUCAUAAUGUUUCCAAAGUACUUUUGCAAUUAGGACCUUUCGAUUAUACUUAGUGUCCUUCUAUGGUUGGAGCUAAAUCACUUCCCCCUUAUUAAUUUCUUGAUAAAGGAGGGAUUUAUAUAGGUUAAUGGAAAAAUCAUCAAAGAAAUGGAAAAGGUAAAUACAUCUUUCCUGAUGGAUCACUUUAUGAAGGAUUUUGGGUAGAAGAUAAAGCCAAUGGAUUUGGUAGACUCAUUGUUACUAGUGGAGAUUAUUAUAUAGGAGAAUGGAAAAAUGAUAAGAAUGAUGGUUAUGGUGUUUAUGUACAUGCUGAUAAGUCGAGAUAUGAAGGAUUUUGGAAGGAUGAUAAUAGGCAUGGAUAAGGAAUAGAAAUAUGGGAAGAUAAGUCUGCUGUUUAUGAGGGUAGUUUUUAUAUGGGGGUGAAAGAAGGAUAUGGAAUCUAUAAGUGGGCUGAUGGAUCGAAUUAUGCAGGAGGAUUUAAAAAUAAUCAAUUUUAAGGGAUGGGAACUUAUAUUUGGCCUGAUGGUAGCAAAUAUGAAGGAUAAUGGUAGAACAAUAAGAUGAAUGGUGAAGGAAUAAUGACUUGGGAGGAUGGGAGAAAAUAUAUAGGUAUAUUAUCUAUUUCAUUAGGGGAAUUAUAAGGAUAAUAAAAAGGAUGGUAAAGGAGAAUUCUAUUGGUCUGAUGGUAGGAUUUAUAAGGGGUAAUGGUAAAAUGGAUUGUAACA